Parnassius apollo (apollo) is the source of this 1191-nucleotide messenger RNA. NCBI's taxonomy places the organism in Eukaryota, Metazoa, Arthropoda, Insecta, Lepidoptera, Papilionidae. The record is from the annotation of a GenBank genome assembly.
AUGAUAUACCAGCUAACUCCAGAAGCACCAAAGGGUAAGAAAAAUGUAAGAACCAAAGCAGAAUUUAUUAAAAAGAUUCAAAGCUCUACUUCUGAAAGCAAAGAAAUGAAGUUCCGGGUACAAAAGAAAGAUUCAUCUAAAUAUGAAGAUGGUGAGGCAAAAAAGAUUUUAAGUGAAAAGCACAGAACAUCUUUAAGCAGUUCUGUAAAGUCUCCAUUUGUUUGUGAGGAUUUUGAGACUCAUAGUGCAGAUGAUUCAAUUAUAUAUCGACGACAUUCAUCUAGUUCGUAUUCCAGCACUUGUAUGAGUCCUAGGCGGCUUAGUGAUGUAGAUUCAGGUGGCACACAAUACACUGCAAGGACUGCACUAAUAGUAGAAAAGGGAAACAAAAUUUCAGAUGAUAAUAACAAACAAACAUCAGACACAUUUAUGGCUGAUCCUAUAAAUAUAACUAACAGUGAAAUUAUUAAUAGGGAUGAUUGCUUAUCUAUUAAGGAAAAGCUUAACUCAAAAUUAUCCCUUGCCUUGAAUAAACGAAAACGAGAAAAUAGCAACAAUGAUAAGCCACCAAAGCAAAAGAAGAAAGGACCUAGAUAUAACAUUGAGGUUCUUAAGGAAUUUGAACAAGCUCUAAUAUGUGUUGAUGGAAGAAAAGACAUUUCAGUAACAUUGGUUACAUCCCAAUGUGGCAUGUUGUGCUCGUCAUUAGACUUUAGACCACUAUUGGAAGAUGAUGAGAAAAAGAGGGCUACAAAUGCAUGUGAAAUUGCUGAUUCAGUAAGGUUGUCCGUCUAUAUAAACAUCUGCACUGCAUGGUUCGAUAUAAAAACACAAAACGACGCAAUAGGUUUAGUGGGCCUCCAUGAUUUGGAUACUCUUUAUGCUUUCAUGAUAAAAAAUCAACUGCAGAAUGUUCAAUUAGUACUCAGGAACUGUCAAGACAAUUUCACUAUUUCAAAUCUUUUGAAGAAACAUAUUUCUUAUCAAUUGAACACCAGUUGUAAAUUCGAUUCAGCACAUUUGGAGGCCUCUUUGAGGACGAUGAAUGAAUUAAAGUCGUCGGAAUUAUCGAAUGAAAGUGUAUUUACUUUGAGAAUAUUACAAACGUUCUGUGAAACAUUCAAUUACAAGUUUCAAAAAAUAGAAGAUAAAUUACCACUGUCUUUACUUACCAGCAUUCCACAUAAAUGA